Molecule: messenger RNA, 2449 nt
Organism: Chilo suppressalis (striped riceborer)
Lineage: Eukaryota; Metazoa; Arthropoda; Insecta; Lepidoptera; Crambidae
Source: the annotation of a GenBank genome assembly
AUGGCUGUGAUAAAAGUACUCGAUGACUUCGGAUGGUUUUACAUCCGGUCGGCACGCGGCGGACUACAUUUGGUCGCCGACGGCCACAUCUUCUACGAGGACGGUGGUUCGCACCCUCGGCGAGUCACUUGGAGAUGUGCGAGGUCUUAUCAAAAAGCGGAGCGUUGUCAAGUCGCGUUGUGUCUUAGAGACGGGCGGUUGGUUUACUUUCGGGGAUCGCACAACCACCCGGCGACUUACAACCCCGCGAAACACGACUCAAGGAAAUUCCAGGUAGAUCCUAUGGGAAAGUACAAGAUCGUAGCUAGCCCGGCGCCCCGGAGGGUUCCCAUGGUGCCCGCGCCCCCCGCGCCCCACGCGGCACUCCUGCUCUAGGCCUGGCGCGACCUCCUAGUCCGCGGCCUCCUCGAUGGGAGCCAUUGACCGCGGCUGGAGCGUCGUAAAACGAUACCGCUUAAUAGAUUUUGAUACUUGUUGUACGUAUUUCCUUUAAGCACCAUCCCUUCUGUGAUAUGCUUCGAUUUGCCAACUAAAAAAGUUAUUGCUUUGACGCGUGUUUACGUUUCGUCUGAUCGUAGGUAAAUGUAAACUAACGGUGUCACAGCGGCGAUGUUGUUUAUUGGGAACGCAUGCUAAUUAGGUAUUCCUCAAAGAAACAAAACGUGCUUUAUUUCCCUUGCGUUUAACGAUGGGAUCUUGCCUAGCAGUUACAUAGUUUACGUUUCUUUCGACUCGUACAUUAUUCAGUAUAAUCGAUACGCGUAGCUAUAGUUUCCUUAUGGAACAUUAUUAUUGGGUACAUUGUAGUUCUAAACGAAUCAGAGAUUUGUUGAAAGGAAUUAAAGCAGAGUUUUGUAUCUUUAACGUUGUUAUAUUUAUUAUUCUUGCAAAACGACCAAAAAUUAUCAAGUGAGUUUUUUAGCCUACCUACCUGUUGAAUUACUCUACCAAAGAUUUUUGAGACUAUUUCUUUUUAUAUUUUCAUCUUAUUUAUAUGAAAUUUAAGCGUAUAUUUGACAGUGGCAUUGAACGUGUCACUGGUCAAGCAUGGCGAUGGAUGGUGUCAUUAGAGUUCGGUGACUAGUUGGCAGCGGCGUGCAACAGGCGAUUUCACAAUACUUGUAGUAACCUAACGGCAUCAAUUUAUGAUUUAAUGGGAAUAACGACGGGGUGGGAUAGAUAGAGACGCUUUAUGGUCGCCUUGCACCGAAUGCCUUAGCGGGUUAGCGGCUAAUGUUUAAGUGAUGAGAUGAUGACUAAGAUAUUAUUAAACGUAUGUUCUGGAUGUGCAAUAUUCUCUUACCAAAUGUUUGGAAAUUAUGUAUACAAACUGUAUAGCUUUAAUUAUAGUGUAGCCGUCUUGUUGAUGCUUUUUUAUGAAAUUCUAUUUAUUGACCGCGUCGUAGUUUGCGGACCGACUGAUAGACGAUGUUACGAAAUACUCCAAUAUUUACGAUCUGUAUUUAGCUGUAGAUGUAGUUAGUAUACGUACGUAUAACGAUGUACCAGCUUAUGAAUAAAAUAUUACGAGCGAUAGUUUUUUAUAAUAGACAUUACUAUAUUAAAUUAUGAAAAUUAAGUAGAGGCUCAUUUAUUUGUAUAUACUACAGUAGAGCGAAUGAGAAAUAGGUCAAAACCUGAUAACAGGUUUUGUAGUAUUGUCUGUUUAUUCAAUUAAAUCAGAGAUAGUGAUAGCGAUAUACUACGCAGGGCUAAUUUUAUCAUUCCUUUAUAAAAUAUCGGAUUGUGAUCUAAAAAAAUAUAAUAUGACUGUCACUGUCAAUAUUCGAGACUUUUUAGGGAGUGAUGAAAAUAUACCCUUUCCAUUAAAGUCUAUAGUAAUUAAAUCAGGGUUUUUAUACGUUCAAGAACAUUUUCUCUGAACGUUGUAUUAAGUAGAUCUGUAUCAAACCUUAAAGAGUGAUUUAUGUAAUCUUUGAGAAGUAAAAUAUGGCAUUUAUUAGUUUUGUAUUAUCUAACUGUUUAAUUUCAUGCAUAUAUUCAUAAAAUACACCUUAUUAAUGAAUAAACGUUUUAUUUGUAAACCUUUCUUUAGAAGUAGAAUAACCAAUUCUUUUUGUCUUUUUCUUCUUUAACGGUUAGAAUCCAACCGGGAACUGAAAUUUGUUCUAGUAUAAAUUUUCUUUAGAUAUACAAAUCCUAUUUUUGCAAAAUUAUUAUCAAAAGUUUUAGACGAUUUACAAGGAUUCGUAGAAAAAUGGUGAAUGUUAGUGAUCUACGUGCGACUAGGCAGAUGCGGCCGGCAACUUCGUUUACGUAGAAUAAGUUGUUCCUCAUAUUUUUUUCGUGACAACAGGUAGCCUAUGUCAUUCUUCAAAGAAAUUUUCAAGUGGUCUGGGUGCGAAAACGCAACAGACGACAAAGAUUCACCUCGUAUUUGUAAUAAAGUAUGGAUUGAUUCUGCAGAGUUAAGCAGUGAACCCGCCGA